Messenger RNA from Plasmopara halstedii, 1261 nucleotides. RefSeq lists its product as uncharacterized. The transcript has a single exon. Lineage: Eukaryota; Oomycota; Peronosporomycetes; Peronosporales; Peronosporaceae. The coding region runs from base 343 to 624 and encodes 93 amino acids. The record is from RefSeq and is a predicted model, not a curated record.
UGGCUAGUUUCUAAUAAGUUUGGCUUCGUGAAGACUUUUGCAGGGCAAUGGACAACGCUGAAUGAGCUGAAGAAUUGGAAGCUUUUGCUGAAAACUUGGGUUAUUGCACUCUGUGACGCAACCGACGCACCAUCGAGUUUGUGUUUUUAUGGUCGUUUAUGUCACCAACAUAAACGGACCGAGAAUGUACUUCAACUCGGCUGCUUAUAUUACUCAUUUUGUUAUGCUUAUAUUACUAAUUUUGUUAUGCUUAUGUUACUAGUUUUGUUAUCCAGCAAAUAUAAAAGGUAAUAGGGUCAUGCCGCUCCAAUAUGGCUAUCACCUUUAUUUGUCACGACGAUCAUGCGUCGCACAUGCUCGAAAGUAAGAAUUGGUGCUAUGAGUGCUCUCGUAUAUGAUCUGAUUUCGGAUUUCAACUUUCUAUUUCAAAUUAUGCAAAUUACAGUGGCGUUGUUAUGGGUAAAGUAUGAACGCACUUUGACUAGGCACAAUCAUAUCAAAUCUGCUGCUGUGAUAGAAGUGGUAGAACCCGCAUCCAGAUCCGAGUGUCGCUCAAGUGUAUUUUGUGCUCAUUUGGUAAAGUUAUUGCACUUUAGUGCCCGCGAUGUAACAGCCAGUGUAUAAUACAAAAUUUCAAAUUUCCCUUUACGCACAUCGAAACCUUUAGUACCACAUCUAUGAACAUUAUCAGUAACGAUUACGAUUAGAUGUUUUGUCCUUUACGCAGCCUUAGUGGAUCUUGUUGGACAAAUCUGAAUUAAAGAGUUUUGAGUUGCUAAGAAAUGCGCUGGUGGCCAUCAACAUUUCCACGCGUUUCACUUUGUUUUGUUGCCAUAAGCCGGUUGGUGAACCCUGUUAAUAAUAUCUGGUAUCCAAUUCAUGUAUUUGCCGUCACGUUGGCUUGACCUCAGAAGCACUAGCUUUUUGUCAAAUUAGCCUCGUAUCAUAAACUUUCUCUUCGUUGUAUGACGUCAGGAAGUGCAAAAUUCAACAAUCUAUUACUUCACAACCUGUCGAAGCGCCUUCCUGCAAAUUCGAUUCUUCAUUCUUAUACACAGGAAUCGCGUCGUGCCAAUUAUCCAUGGGAUCUGGAGGAUGAUCAUAGCACCUUGCUACCUACACAAGAAUAAGCUUUUCUAUUUUAGCAUAGGAGUUGCAUUCGAUUGUUCUUCAAACACAUAAGGUCCAAUGGUCGUGGAAGUCGCGAUUUCUAUGAUUUGCUGAUUGGAGUCUUUUUCCGAGAUAUAAAUUCGCCUUCUGC